AUGGCGCCGGUGAAGAAGGCCAUGGCCGACGCUGGCCUUGCCAAGAGCGACAUCGACGAGAUCGUCCUCGUCGGCGGCAGCACCAGGAUCCCCAAGGUGAGGCAGCUGCUCAAGGACUACUUCGACGGGAAGGAGCCCAGCACCGGGGUCAACCCCGACGAGGCCGUCGCCUAUGGCGCCGCCGUGCAGGGAAGCAUCCUGUCCGGAGAGGUUGACGACAACACAAAAGAUGUGGUGGUUCUUGAUGUGACGCGGCUGACACUGGGCCUCGAGACCGCCGGAGGAGUGAUGACGAGCCUGAUCCCCAGGAACACGGUGGUGCCGACCAAGAAGACGCAGGUGUUCACCACGUACCAGGACAAGCAGACCACGGUCACCAUCAGGGUCUUUCAGGGUGGGAGGAGCAUGACCAAGGGCAACAAGCUUCUUGGCAAGUUUGAUCUCACCGGAAUCGCACCAGCACCAAGGGGCAAGCCUGAGAUCGAGGUCACCUUCGAGGUUGAUGUCAAUGGCAUCCUCCACGUGCAGGCGGCGGACAAGAGCACCGGCAAGUCGGAGAAGAUCACCAUCACUAGCGACGACAGCCGGCUUAGCCAGGAUGAGAUCGACCGCAUGGUCCGUGAGGCGGAGGAGUUCGCCGAGGAAGACAAGAAGGUUAAGAAGAAGGUCGACGCCCGGAACCAGCUCGAGACGUACGUUUACAGCGUCAAGAGCACCGUCGACGGCGAGCUGGGCGGCAAGAUGGACGGCGACGACAGGGAGAGGGUCGAAGAGGCGGCGAGGGAGGUGAAUGAGUGGCUCGACGCCAACCCGGACGCCGAGAAGGAAGACUACGUGGAGAAGCUCAAGGAGUUGGAGGAUGUCUGCAACUCUGUCUUCUCCGGAGCCUACCAGAGGUCCGGCGGCGAGGAUGGAACCGAGGACGACCAUGACGAGGUUUAGGCUUUGGUUUUUGUUCUUAGCUAGCUUAUAGU
Molecule: messenger RNA, 974 nt
Organism: Setaria italica (foxtail millet)
Lineage: Eukaryota; Viridiplantae; Streptophyta; Magnoliopsida; Poales; Poaceae
Product: heat shock 70 kDa protein BIP4
Exons: 3
Coding region: 1-942 (313 amino acids)
Biological process (GO): endoplasmic reticulum unfolded protein response; cellular response to unfolded protein; protein refolding
Cellular component (GO): cytoplasm; nucleus; membrane
Molecular function (GO): misfolded protein binding; ATP binding; ATP hydrolysis activity
Source: RefSeq, a predicted model, not a curated record